AUGGGCAAAUACAAAAAUCAUAGAGGACCAGCAAAGAAGAAGACCGACGAGGUGAUCAGGAGACCAACCGCGGGGCAAAGGCAAGAAGCGGCGGCCGGAGAAAUUUCCUUGCCAUUGAAGCCUUCUGCACAAACGACGCUUCCCACGUUGCUCAAAGAACUCGCCAAGGGAAGCGAAGACGAUAAAAUCCGUUCUCUACUUGGAAUAUCCUGUUUAGAGAACGUAACCCUGGAUAAGCAAAGCUUGAGGUCCAUUGCGCCCCUUCUCAAUGACAGCUCCAACACAGUUCAAGUUGCUGCGGCAAAUGCUUUGAGAAUGCUCGCUAUGAGCGGAGGUUCUAAAGUGGCCAACGACAUGAUUGAUGAUGAUAUCAUGACGCCGCUUGAAACUGUGAUGUAUGCCGCUUACGGUGUGUUAUUUUCCGGCAAAACGUUGCUGGAUGACAAAAUUAUAAAGGAAAGACUAGUUUCCUGUAUUAAACUGCUCUGGACCCUUAGUGAGAACAGCGAACGUGCUUUGCAAUUUGCUUCAAAGCCAAGAACGAUGAACGUUCUAAUCAGUUGUGCCGAAUGUAUAGACGAUUAUUUGGCAUUACCAGCCGUACAGUGUCUUCAAACCAUCACUGAGGACAACACAGAGGCUAUUCAACAGCUGACAAGUCGGCAAAAAUACAUGCUUGAUGUCUUGGCUCUUGAAUCAACUGCUGCGGAAAAAAUACAAUUACAAACUUUGUUUGCUAGCGUUAUAGUCAAUGUGCACAACUGCACGAUGAGCAGGGUUUUGCCUGCUACUCUUAUUACUGUGGUCGGAACACUUGCCAAAUGCUUGAAAAUAAACAUGAUAAGUCAGUUAGAGGCAUUUGACGAGAAAAACAUGAAGAAAUGUCCUACCACAGAUAAAGAAGAAAUGGAUAUUGAUGAGGAUUUUGAUGAAUCAAAAGAAAAUGACCCUUUUGUCAAGGAAAUCCUUGACAUGGGACUUCUCAUUGACGCCCAAGUUUGCGCCCUCGAAACACUCGCCAACAUCUGCACCAAUAAUGAUGAUGACGAGGAAAUGAACACGUCCGAGAGCAGCGAGGAUGCCUUCAGCGAGUCUGAGUUUGAGGAGGGUCUGUGCUCAAACAUCCAAUCCCUCACCUUGCCACCAACACUGUCCUCGGAAGUGGUCAACAGCAUUCUUCAAAAUGGCAUCCUUGCUCUCACCAUGGAGAAAGCGCAACCCGUGCCCGAAGAGCUCCUGUCCCGUCUUGCUGCGUUCAUAGAAGAGGAGGACAUUCCCAACAGGCUUAAGAAGUUGCAGAACAGAGCUCUGUUGUGUUUGCACAACCUGAUAAGAGGCUUGCCUCUUGAAGAACUUGGAGGAGCCCAGCAGCUGCAGGAGACAUGGAGGUCGUUGGCUGUGAAAAUUGUUACAGAGUGGGACAGUGACGCUGAGUUGAUGGAGGCGGCUACAUCCUCGCUGCGAGCGCUGUCCUCGCGUCUGGCUGAGGAAAAAGGCGGCUCAAGCCUUAUUCAGGAAAUGAGCACUGGCGAUCUGGAGAAGCUGUGCAAACUAGCAGAGGGUUGCCAGGAUGCCAGCGUCAGGAUAAACAUUUACAGAGUCCUUUCGAGCAUCUCAGCCAUUGUUAGCCUAAACUACUCUGAGAAAACCGCACCUCUCAUUUUGACUGCGGGGAAGUUCCUCCUGGAGCAGAUCACCAAAGAGACUGAAAUUGUUGUCAUCGCUGAGGCUUUGGACGCCCUCAUGGACGCUCUCUCAGAGGACUGCUCGGACGCAGCCUGCGUUGAAAUGAAACUUGUGGCCCGUCUGCGAGACAUGGUCCCUGCACUUAAGCACAAGAUUCACUCUCAAAGACGACAGGCGCAAGGCUACAAUCCUGUUGUUUCCACUGUCAAAGCCAACCUGCAAAGGUUCAUUAAAUACAAAGCUCAGCGACUCAGAUUUGAUUGAUAUUCUUGCAAGGACUGUAAUAUUCACUGUAAACUUUGUAUUACAAAUUCAUUUUGUAUGAAAAUUGUACCUCAAUAUAUAUAAAUAUAGUUGUAACUUAUUGCAAAAA
This is a messenger RNA of Cloeon dipterum, 2059 nucleotides long. Its product is annotated as HEAT repeat-containing protein 3. The transcript is spliced from 11 exons. The coding region runs from base 1 to 1950 and encodes 649 amino acids. The record is from RefSeq and is a predicted model, not a curated record. Lineage: Eukaryota; Metazoa; Arthropoda; Insecta; Ephemeroptera; Baetidae. Gene Ontology annotation, biological process: ribosomal large subunit biogenesis; protein import into nucleus.